AUGGCUACGACUUCUCUGCGUGAUUUACUUGAGAAGAUCCAAGAGUUUGCUGAGGCACGAAGGACGAGAAAGUUCCAGGACAUCGAACUAGAGUUUCGUGGACUCAUCCAUCAAUUCUGUGAAGAAGUCCCGGCAGUUGCUCAAGCCCUUGCUGUGGCGAUUCAAGAAGACAUGACAAGCCACGAAUCACCAACUCGGCAGUGCGCCUCAGACUCGUCUCGCCGAUUACCAAAACGCGAACAGGAACAAGAUCCGCCUCAUCAACCGAGUCACUCAAUUGAGCCCGCUUCAAAGAAGAUGCAAUGCACAACGCAAUCAAGAGGUUGUCUAGACAAACCAACCCCCUCGAUAGAGGGAGAAAGUGAUUCACUACAAAAUACGACUCUCGAGGACGAAGACCCAUGGUGUGAACAGUAUUCAACUCCCAUAUUCAUCCCUGAAGGCGUACUCGUUGGUUUUUGGUCCGCAGAUGCGAGUGGAAAUGGGAGGCGACCGGUAUAUUGCUUAGUUGAAACAGACUUCGAAUUCGCAUAUCUCAAAGGAAACACAUUCAUCCUCGUGCGAUACGAUGAUUUUGAUCCCCUGGAUGAAUUCGGUGACUGGCUGGGCGACGAUACCGAAGACGAGGACGCCAUGAGCCCAGAAGAAGUGAAAGCUUGGGUAGAAAUGAUGUGGGAGAGCAGAGUCUAUGCCGGACUCCAAGAUACGACAUUUGAAGAUACUUUCGACAAUUAA
Molecule: messenger RNA, 735 nt
Organism: Talaromyces stipitatus ATCC 10500
Lineage: Eukaryota; Fungi; Ascomycota; Eurotiomycetes; Eurotiales; Trichocomaceae
Exons: 2
Coding region: 1-735 (244 amino acids)
Source: RefSeq, a predicted model, not a curated record